AUGCCGAAUCCACCGAAAGAUUUGUACACUGUAAUGUCCGAUGAAGUUGGAACUCUUCCCAUGGACUGUAAAGACUUUCGUGAAGAUGGUCACACUACUUCCGGCUUGUACGAGAUUUACCUCUAUGGGGCCAGGAAUUGUCCAAUCAAAGUUUACUGCGACAUGUUGACAAUGGGUGGAGGGGGGACGAAACGAGUAGAUGGGUCUUUGGACUUCAUAAGGAAUUGGGCAGAAUAUAAGAAUGGUUUCGGUACACCAGAUCAGAACCUCUGGAUUGGUAACAGGAUGACAAACACGGGAUUACAUUACAUUGACCUGCACGGUAUGUAUUUCAGUACCCCCGACAGGGACAAUGAUAACUGGAGCAGAGGAAGGUGUGGUAAUUUAGGCGGCUGGUGGUUCAACAUAUGCCACCAUGCCUUCCUCAACGGUCCCUGGGGUAAGGAUUACUGGAAAAAGCCCUGGAAUCCUCCGAUUAAGAAUGGAACGUCCGUAAAUGAGACGCUGAUGAUGGUCAGACGUCACUAG
Molecule: messenger RNA, 528 nt
Organism: Saccostrea cuccullata (small rock oyster)
Lineage: Eukaryota; Metazoa; Mollusca; Bivalvia; Ostreida; Ostreidae
Product: ficolin-1-like
Exons: 4
Coding region: 1-528 (175 amino acids)
Source: RefSeq, a predicted model, not a curated record